Molecule: messenger RNA, 1131 nt
Organism: Peronospora matthiolae
Lineage: Eukaryota; Oomycota; Peronosporomycetes; Peronosporales; Peronosporaceae
Source: the annotation of a GenBank genome assembly
AUGAAUCCGGAUGCCAUUCCCAGCUCUCGAGCCCCCUUUCGUCUGUCCAAGACGGAGCAAGAAGCGCUCGAGUCCUUCGUGACAGAGAACCUUAAGAAAGGCUGGGUAGAAGUCUCAAACUCACCGUGGGUUUCCAACGUCUUUGGUAUACCAAAAAAGAACCAUGUUACUGGACAAGCUCCCACCCGGGGUGAGUGGCUUCGGUCGGGAAAUUGCUCGCAACCUAUUCGCUGGGUUAUCGAUUAUCGAUACGUGAAUAGUCAGACCAAGAUUCCAAAAAUUCCUCUGCCUCUCAUUGAGGAGCUUUUUGAUCAAAUGACAGGCUGUACUGUUUACACCGUGAUAGACUUGGCUCAAGGAUAUCAUCAGAUGCUUGUAAACGAACCCAGUCGUCAAUACACGGCUUUUCGGACUCACAAGGAGACAUACCAAUGGUGUGUUGCGCCUAUGGGCUUGGCAGGAAUGCCAGGUGUCUGGUAUCGACUUAUGCGGGUCCUCUUCGAUAAAUUUGACUUCGUGGUUGCAUACCUUGACGACAUUUGCGUCUUUUCCAAGUCGAACGCAGAUCACAUUCGGCAUCUGCGCGAAGUGUUUAAGGUACUGCGCCAAGAGAAGCUCUACGCACAUCGGGGAAAGUGCUCUUUUGGCAAGGACAGUGUAGCGUUUUUAGGCUAUACAAUUUCAAAGAAUGGCUUGAGUCUGGAUCAGCGGAAGACAACAGCUAUUGAGCAGAUGAAGGCACCAAGCACGCGGAAAGAACUAAUGAGCUUUCUUGGAUUAGCUGGAUACUAUCGACGGUUUAUCUGUGCUUUCGCACAAAUUGCACUACCCCUUACGAAGCUCGUUAAAAAGGAAGUGCGGUGGGAGUGGUCGCACGAUCAAGACAAAGCAUUUCGCGACUUAAAGGUCGCCCUUCAACAAGCACCUGUGCUUCAGCUACCGAACUUCGCGAUCAAGUUUACUGUCACCACAGAUGCUUCCGGGUGCUGCAUGGGUGGCGUCCUGUCCCAGAUCGCGGAUGGCAAAGAUCACCCCAUUGCAUUUUACUCUAAGAAGUUUGGGGUUCAUGAGCAAGCGUGGCCUGCCCACGAGCAAGAACUAUUAGCGAUCAAGACGGCUCUUUCCAAAUGA